This is a messenger RNA of Scleropages formosus (Asian bonytongue), 3570 nucleotides long. Its product is annotated as PWWP domain-containing protein 2A-like. Gene Ontology annotation, molecular function: chromatin binding. Lineage: Eukaryota; Metazoa; Chordata; Actinopteri; Osteoglossiformes; Osteoglossidae. Gene Ontology annotation, cellular component: chromocenter; nucleus. The record is from RefSeq and is a predicted model, not a curated record. Bases 290 to 2329 code for a protein of 679 amino acids. The transcript is spliced from 3 exons.
UCAAAACCUAAUAUUCCUCGUUAUUUUACAGGUAAAACUUCCACACACAAUGUAUCGCUCUCCUCGUGGCGCCCUCUACAGAACGUCGAUGUUUAUUGAGGAAAAAAAAAUCAGCCAAUUAGGAACGCUCUUAGAACGCAAUCUAGUGAUUGACGGAAAUGAGAACCACUCGACUACGAGAUUUUGAUAUUCUAGCCAAUUAUAAGUGCUUUUGGUUGUGGUGGGCGGGUUCAUAUCUUAUCAGCAGGAGAAGGCCAAGCUCCGAUAGUGGUUGCCAAUUGCAAAGAAAAUGGCGGCCGUGGCUGCGGAGCCAAGAGCUGCUGGGGCACCAUCGACAGUGGGGGAUGGAGCAGAACUCGAACCAGAGCCGGCUCCGGAGGGCGUCCAACCCGAGAGCGAGCAUGCGACAAAAUGCUCGUCGGUAACGGACCUUGUGCCCUCGGAGUGGGGUGAAGAUGCAGCUGAGCCCGAGGAGGAGGAGGAGGAGCGCAGGCUGCUGCGGCUGCGGGCUGAGGAGCGGGACAGGCCGGGCGCGCGAGCCGCGGGAGAAGCCCUCCCGACUGCUGCUGCGGGGUCCGUGGGAGCGCCGUGUCCCGGGCAGGAUGAAGCUGAGGAGGCACCGAGCUGCCACCAGUUGCGAGAGGCGUCGAGCCACACGGCGGAGGCCCGUUUGAGUGCGGCGGCGGCUCCGGACGAGGAGGAGGUCGGUCCAGAGGCACCCCGCGCCUUCUCUUCUCAGCCCGGUUCCGCCGGCUGGGACUCGGAACCGCUGCUGGCGAGCUGCCUCACUGCGGAAGGUGCUUCGGCGGCGGUUGCUGCUGCGGACUGCCGCGUCCCGAGCGGAGCUGGCGGAACAGAAGCGCCCGAGGAGGGGGGCGGGAAUCCGACAGGGGAUCCGACAGGGGAUCCGACUUCUUCGCAGAGCGCGACGCCGCCGGAACCCGCUCAGCAGUACGGACGGCUCCACCGGGCCGCCCCUUCCGAAGCGGAUGUGCCGAACAGUUCCGAAGCUGCGCGGGAGGACGGAGCCGUGCCGUUUUCGCAGCCGGGUUCAAGCCCGCUUUGGAGGGGCCGGGACAACUGGAGCGCCGCGAACGGCUCCUGCGGCGACUCCCCGGAGGAAAGAGCGCCUCGCGCCGCGGCGCAGCAGCGGACGUUCCCCGUGGACUCCAUGGCAACCGAGUCGCGUCCGCCGAGCGCCGAUGAUGCGCCGCGUUCGGAACCGGCGGCGAUCAUGAUGGACGUCGUGGAGCGCGAGCCCGACUCCGUGGCGCAGCUCGUGCCCGGGUCCGAGGUGCGCGUGUGCCUCGACCACAUCAUCGACGACGCGCUCGUGGUGUCCUUCCACCUGGGGGAGAAGGUCUUCUCCGGGGUCCUCAUGGACCUCAACAAAAGAUUUGGACCCUAUGGAAUUCCAGUCACCAUAUUUCCCAAGAGGGAUUACAGGGAUAAGUGUGAUUCUAUGCAGCUAAAGACAGAACCAUUCCAGUUAGAGAUGGAGAAGGGGGAAGUGCAGGAUUCCUCCGAUAUGACCCCCAAGGAACCUGAGCAAACCCCUGAAUUGUCUAGUUCCAGCCCCAACUUGUGGACCUCAAAACCCCCUCCCUUGUUUCAGGAAGGGGUACCUUAUCCACCGCCAUUGUUUAUCAGGGACACUUACAACCAGUCAAUACCUCAGCCUCCUCCACGUAAGAUCAAGCGGCCGAAGCGCAGGCUGUACCGGGAGGAGCCCACAUCUAUCAUGAAUGCCAUCAAGCUGCGGCCGCGCCAGGUGCUCUGUGAUAAGUGCAAAAGCGCGGUGACCAGCGACAAGCGUGAGGUGAGGAGAGGCCCUGGGUCAGCCUGCGGGGGGGAGGAUGCCAAACGCCGGCGCAAUGACAGCAUGGCUAGCGCUGGCAAGCGGCCGCGGCCCGAAGAGAAGGGACGGGGUGCCGAGGCACCCAAACGCCAGGCGCCAGCAGUUGGGCAGGUGAAAGGUGGAGCAGCUGGAAACCGUGUCGUCCGAGGGGUGUCGGCAAUGUCCAGCAGCACGUCCCGAGUCCAGCUGGGCACCAAGAAGGUGCUUCAGAGCAAAAAUGUAGACCACUCCAAGGCACGCGAGGUGCUGAAGAUGGCCAAAGCGCAGAAGAGGCAGCGCAACACGGUAACCAGCGGCGCCCAUGGCAAGACUACAAGGGCUUCUCUUCGGGACACCCACCAGAAGGUCCACUUCACCCGGCGACUGCACCAGAUCAGUGGGAGCGGUGGGGGAGGCCCAGGCGGUGGCAACCCACUCCCGCCCCGCAUCCGCAUCAAGCCCCAAAGCACUGCAACACUGAAGGGCUGCUGAUCGCUCCGGAAUCCAAAUACUGCCACUGGCGGAGAGCCAUCCGGGGACGAGGGCACGGAAGUAACGGAAUCCUUAUUUUUUAUUUAAGAGGAAGAACUAUAUAUAUUUAUAAGGAAUAAACCCAGCCUCCUUCCCUCUCAAGUACCCCUCCACCAUGCUGAAAACCAUUUACUUGUGCUGGCUUGUGUAUGCAUCCAUGUUUGAAGCAUGUGAUCGGAGACAGUUUGACUGCCACGGGACACCUGCAAUAUUGAGAAGCACACGGGGAAGGUCUUCUGACAGCUAUUGAUUUAAGAAAACAAAAAACAAAAAAAAAAAAAAACACGUUACGGGACGUCGUUUUAUGGCAGGGUUUUUAAAAUUGUCUGUUUUUCCUGUGAUCUUGAAAUCCACUUAUAAAAAAAGAAAAAUUGUCGUUCGAUGCAAUUGAUAUUGCAUGUGCUAUGCUAGAACAAAUCAGUCACAGAUAACAGGGCUUUGGUGUGAAGUUGUCUUGAAAUAAUCCAAUGUUGCCGUCCUUCUUUGUGCACCUGUUGAUGCAGAGAUGCUGAGAUGGUCUCUGAGCUCCAGACAGCCUUACGAUGACUUUGUUCCGACCCCUCCCUCCUUCCCUCUCCAGACUGCAGCCCAGGGGGACUUGACUGUUGCUGGGCUGAAAGCAUUUCCCGAACCGGUUUUCUCCAACAGACGCGUGUAUUUAAGCACAUGUGUACAGUGUUGCGCUUCUGCUCUUUCUCUGUCUGUCUCACACACACACACGCACACACACACACACACACACACACACGGCUUGCACAGGGAAAGACGCACGGCUUAACAACACGAGUCCCCAGUGGUUCCCUCCGAGGCCAAAGACCAGGAAGCAGGACGGCGCGAGAUCGAGGCCAUCGGACGCAGCGCGGCGGGUGAGAGAAGCGAGGGGAGCGACAACGCCUGGGGGUGGGGGGAGGGGCACGGCGACGCCGCUGGCCAGGCCCUCCCUCCCUCUCUGUCGAAGACGAACGCUUUUCGGGACAAUCUGUUUCCUGCCUAAACUUUCAGUGGUCGCUCAUGAAACCUUUUGUUUCUCUAUCUGUAUACCUUUACAAAAAACAGUAAACCUGAAUUUUGCAUUUCUUUUGAAUGUGGUUUGUUUUUUUCAACGAUCUCCGUUAAUGCGCGGUGUGUGAUCACGUCCCACACGUUACACCGCAAGAAAUAGUUCCACAAAUGGCUUUUCAAAGUAAUGACCUCAGAGUCUC